Messenger RNA from Hymenoscyphus albidus, 4070 nucleotides. The record is from the annotation of a GenBank genome assembly. Lineage: Eukaryota; Fungi; Ascomycota; Leotiomycetes; Helotiales; Helotiaceae.
CGUUAACGUUACGCGGGUCCGGCGUUUUUGGCGUUUUUGGGCUGGUGUUCGCCUAAAGCUUGAGGGACGUCCGUGAUCUUUUUGUCUGGACAGAACAUAGAUGAGGUUCGGUCCGGGAUCUGUAAUCUCAAACCCUGGUGUAUCAUGACCAACGUCCCGCUAGCGAUUUUUGUUUCCUCUUCUGUACGGGUGAUUGGAGGAACAUUGCCAAACCUGCGGGUUUUCCUGGGGAAACUGUUUCUGGAAGGUUGCUCCAAGCUGGGGCCGGGUGCUCUCUUCAAAUGAGAAACAUGAUGCACGUGCGAAGGGGGCAUCCAGAGAGCCCAAGACCUCUGUGAACGUUGCAGUAUGGCCUUUUCUUCAUACUGGCCAAGAUGUUUGGUAUUGGGAUUUUGAAGCACUUGUACUGUAACUUGGAUGUGGAUGAUUGAAAACCGAGUUGUGCUCGGUGUUGCUUUCUUCAUGGCAUGGUUCCCUCGGCUUGUCGGCUUGAGCCCUUUCGUCUCACCAGGAGGAGCUUCCUUGAACCCAGAGAUUGACAUGAAAAACCCUUCAGGAAUAGCAGCACCGCAAAGUCUACCCACUCCCCAAGCAUCUGAAUGGCGUAAUUCGAUACAAGGGCCUUGCGCCCUGUACUUCAGAUCAUGGGGCUGUAUCCCUACCUACAUAAAGAUGUCAGACGGCUGGACCUGUUAUAUCUUCAAGGUACCUGAAAAGGAAAACAAGUCGCAUGUUCUUGUCUUCUGAGCUGUCUCUCUGCCUAUUCACUUCUAUCGCCAAGUAAUGCGGGGUACGGGGUAAAGAAAUCAUCUAUUGUCUUAUAUAUUUCCUAUCCUUGAAAUUGGACAGUGAAUUUGGGAGCUCGGUACAAUUACUCUUUGGUGAUUCAUUUCUUUGGCUUGGUACGAUACCCCUCAUUGCGUUAUAUAAUCUCAUAGACUUGUGUCUCUUGAGAGUCUAGACUUCCAUUUCACCAAAUUGUCUUCCUUUUCUCGCAAUACUAACAUACAGGUUUCUAGUGGAUUACAGCUCUACUUCAUUGCGUGUUUGCUUCUGCUUCUUCUAUCCUCAGUUGAGCUAGUAAUAAUCUUCAGCAAUGAAGCUCCAAAAGAUCGUGGCGGCUGGCCAGAGCCUUCUGGGAAUUGUCAAUUCGGCGACGACCUUCAAGCCAAGUCGAGCACCAGCAAUUCCUCUUGCUGGUAUGUCUAUCCAAAUAUAUUUCUCGAACUCUCUAACAAAUUGAUAGUCAAAUCCCCAUAUAUGAACACAUGGCUUGAGGUUGGCAGCAGAGGUAACGGCGAGCUUGCAGGAAAUUGGCCGUAAGUAAUAAAUCAGAAUAAAGGGAGAUCUCUUGCUAACAUCAUCACAGGCGAUUCUGGGCGUAGGUCUUUCUUCCCACUCUUGCAAUUCCAACUAACCAUAUUAGUGCUCCUCAACCAGGUGAUGUUGCCGGUACUACAGGAGCUGUCACAGGUUGGGCAGGACUCAUCAAAGUUGACGGUACUGUCUACACAUGGAUGGGCGCACCAGCAGUCGAUGGAAACUUUCCCCAAAACGUCGUCCAAAAUAGUGUUGAGUAUACGUCACAAAGCUCAAUUUUUACUUCGACCGCCGGAAAGGUUAACUUGAAAGUCACGUUCACCUCGCCAGUCACCCCCACGGAUUUCCAAAGGCAAUCCGUUAUUGGCACUUAUCUUAAGGUCGAAGUUUCUUCUAAUGAUGGUGCUACGCAUAAUGUGCAGGUUUAUGCUGAUACUUCUGCUGGUAUGACUCUGCGUCCGAGAUGACUGGAUUGUGAGAUGAGCUGACGAUAUUUAGAAUGGGUUUCCAUUCACAACACUGAUGUUGCUGAGUGGAGGUACGUCACCUGACCUCGUGAUAGAAAAAGUACUGAUUGGCGCAGCUUCUCUGACUUAAAUGGAGUUCUCUCUCAUGCUUCAUGGCGCCAAGUCCAAAGCGAGUUCAACGCAGACUACCCUGACGAUGCUGCCCAUUGGGGUAAAUGGUAUUGGUCUACAGGUUCUGACUCUUCCGUUACCUAUCAAUCUGGUGGACACCAAACAGUCCGAAGAAAUUUCAUACAAAAUGGAAAGCUUCCAAGUACCCAGGAUAACAAAUUCCGAGCUAUCGAUGAUGACUACCCUGUCUUUGGCUUUGGUAAGUUCGUUUGAUACCUAGGAAAAUGAUCUGAUUAACAACUCCUCAUAGCUCAGGAUCUUGGAUCUGUUGAUAGACCAGUUAAUAUACUCUACACAAUAGUUCAUGCUCAGUCAAAUGCUGUUACCUUCCUAGGUGCUCAAGGACAAGUCUCAGUACCAUCAUUGUGGACAAGUUACUUUAAUUCAGACGCAGCUCUGGUAUGUCCACUUUCAACCUCCAAAGAAACCAAAAGAUUGAUUUUCAACUAGGUUGAAUUCUUCUACAAAGAUAUCGGGAGUAUCUCCAACGCAAUCGACGACAAAAUCCAAUCCGAUUCCAUCAAAGCCGGCGGUCAAAACUAUGCAACAAUCACCACCCUCUCUACCCGACAAGCCCUCGGAGCCGUCCAACUAGCCGGCACCCCCACAAAACCCUACCUUUUCCUCAAAGAGAUCUCCUCCAACGGCAACAGUCAAACAGUCGACGUUCUCUUCCCCGCAAUCCCAAUCUACCUGUAUCUCAACCCCACCCUCGUAAAACUCGUCUUGGAUCCUUUAUACGAAAACCAAGAAUCCGGUCACUGGCCACACACCUACGCAAUUCACGACCUAGGAACCAAUUACCCGCGAGUAGUCGGCCACCCAGAUGGGAACGCAGAGGAGAUGCCAGUCGAAGAAUGUGGGAACAUGAUCAUUGCCACACUAGCCUACUAUCAAAAAACCCAAGACACGUCGUAUCUUCAAGCGCACUACAACAUCAUGAAACAAUGGACGGGAUAUCUAAUUCAAGAUUCUCUGAUUCCAGCGCAUCAGCUAAGCACCGAUGAUUUCCAGGGACCUUUGGAGAACCAAACCAAUCUUGCGAUCAAGGGUAUCAUCGCUAUCGGUGCAAUGGGGAAGAUUGCCGAGACGGUUGGACAGCAGGAUGACGCGAGGAAUUUCACGGCUAUAGCGAAGGAUUACGUGGGCAAGUGGGUGGAUUUGGCCAUGACUAUGGAUGGGGGGUUGCCGCAUACGAACCUGGCUUAUCAGGAUCCCAAAUCUCAUGGUAUUUUCUCCCUUCUUUUCGUCUCUCUUCCCACCUCGAGAGGUGUUCUUUUUGAUUGGUGCAAUGCUGAUAUGAUAUGGUAUCCAGGUCUCCUAUACAACAUCUACGCCGACAAACUCCUGAACCUAAAUAUCGUCCCUGCACCCAUCUUCCAACAACAAAGUGAUUUCUACCCCACGGUCGCACAGAAAUACGGCGUCCCAUUGGAUACGAGAAAUAUGGUUACAAAAUGUAAGGCUUUCCUUUCUCCUUCCCCUUCCUUCUCCCUUCCCACAACCCUCUCAUCCCACACCAAAAUCAAGAAAUCAAGAACAACAACAAGAAGAACAAAACUGACACCCUCCCCCAAAAGCCGACUGGGAAAUCUGGACCGCAGCCGUAGCCAACGGCCCAACAAAAGACUUCAUCAUCGGAAAGAUCGCAACGUGGUUAGCGGAAACACCUACGAAUCGUGCGUUUACGGAUUUGUAUGAUACUACGAAUGGGGAGUAAGUCUUUCCCCUUUCCCCUUUCCCUUUUCCCCAUUCUCUAAUUCCAACCCUGAACCCCCUCUUCUUGAAAUGAUUAGUAGUGUUGAUAUGUUUUCCUCCCCACAGUUUCCCAGGAAAUAAAUUCAUCGCUAGACCUGUUGUUGGUGGGCAUUUUGCGUUACUCGCUUUGUAGUCAGCCAGCCAUUUUUUGGUUCGCCGCUUUGCUCCUGGGUAAUGGUGUAUGCGUGGUUUUCGUUGCAGAUUCUUGGGGGUUUGCGUUGGGUUCUAAGGAGAAUUUACAGAUGCUUUUUUGGAUAUGGAGGGUGGGAGAAAGGUGAUAGUGAGGAAUGUGAGCUUUAUGGAAUGGAAGGAUGCAAUGGAUGGCAAUGAAGGGACAGUAAUGCAAAGUAAUAC